Molecule: messenger RNA, 818 nt
Organism: Eruca vesicaria subsp. sativa (arugula)
Lineage: Eukaryota; Viridiplantae; Streptophyta; Magnoliopsida; Brassicales; Brassicaceae
Source: the annotation of a GenBank genome assembly
UGAUUGGAAGGUUUCCUUUGUUUCAAGAAUUUAGUAAACAAAAUUCAAAAAAAAUGGCAUCAUGGAAGAAAACAAUAGCAACACCAUUCAAGAAGGCAGCAACAUUCUUCAACCAACCACAGCAAUCUCCACGAAAGGGUUGCCGAAUGGAUGCAAAAGCGAGAGAAGAGCACGAGAGGAGGAUGGUACAAGAGCUUCAAGGAGAAGUCAUGGCUUGUGGUUACGAUGAUGUUCUUGUCAUGUGGUCUAUUCUCGACAAAUCUAACUCCUCCAAUAACCUCACUUCUUCUUAACCCCAAACCAAACACCAAACAAAAAAAAAUGGUUUUCUUAUCCGCUUUAUGCACAUAUAUCAAAAAGCGGUACUAGCCCCUCCAUAGCAACCACCUCCUUCUCAUCUUCCUUCUUAUAUUUUCUUAUUUUGCGGUCAUGCGUGGCUUCCUUUAUAAGGUCUAGUGAAUUUUUUUCUCGACGAAUUAUCGUCAAGAAUUUGGAGAUGUUUACUCUUUUUUUUUCUCUUUUUCUAAUCCACGUGAUUAUGUCACGGUGGGAUUUUUUUUUUAAUUCUGGAGAAAAAAAAAUGUCUUCAUUUGAGUUCUAUAUCAUUUGUAUGAGAUAACUGGUAUAAUUGUUUAAGAACUCAAGAGCUAGCUAGUUCUCCAUAAUGUAAAAGCCAUGUAUUGACCGAAGUUGCACAUGUGUUAAAUUAUUAAUCACAAGACCAUAAAAGUCCAUGGUAUUGAGAUUGGAUUAUGAAACUGUUGCAAUGUAAACAGUAUUCAAGUCACCGACAAUUUUGUUUUUGUUUGGACCAACUA